Messenger RNA from Medioppia subpectinata, 2913 nucleotides. NCBI's taxonomy places the organism in Eukaryota, Metazoa, Arthropoda, Arachnida, Sarcoptiformes, Oppiidae. The record is from the annotation of a GenBank genome assembly.
AUGGCGUCUAAUAUAAGCGCCAAUAAUAUUGAUCUCAAAUUAAGUAAUUAUGAAAUGAAUGAAACCAUUAAUUGUAAUCAAUUUGGCGGACAAACCAAUGGCCGCACGACCGGUGGCCACACACUGGCCGACACCCGCUGUAACGGCACCAAUAGUUGCAACACUAGUAAUGACAUUAAACGUGUGAGCGAGAGUUGUGUCAACUCUACGGCGCCGUCGAAGAGCUGCUCCACAGACCAACACAUGGUGUCGAAGACAACCAACGCCUCGUCAAAGACGCCCAAAACCAAUGUGUUAUUAAACGGCGAGAAAUGUGUGAAAAGGUUGGACACAAAUGGCGUGAAAAGCGAUAAGACGUUGAAUGCGUUGAAUAAAUGCAAAAAUAAUACAAUGAAAGCGACGCCCAAUGAGACGACGAACACGACCUCGUCGUCGAUGGUCUCGUCCACAGUGUCUUCGGAGACGACAAACAAUUGUGUGAAUACUAAGGGAAAACAUAAGACAAUGAAUGGACAAAACGUUUGUCUCAAUAAUUGUGAUAAUAAUAAUGUCGUGAAACGCAAGUCAUUACAACACCAGUCGUCCAACCAAUCGAUGGUCUCUUCAAAUGAUCACAAAAUUGUUAAUAAAUGCGAAUCAAAAGACUUACUGAAGAUUAAGAAAACGAAUUCAACUAAUAAUGUGACAGAAAAUAAGGCGAAAAAAUCAGAUAACAAUAGCGUUGAUUGCAAGAGACAUAAAGUCUUAAGUAAUGAUAAAAACAAUAAUUUAAGUGAAAAUAAAGUCAAUUCGUCGAGUGAUGUGUCCGACAGUAAGACUGAGUCCGCGAAACAAUCAUCAAAUGAUUGCCAUAAAUGUGUUGCUGUGAAGACUGAAUGCGUCGACAGUUGUGUGACGACAAAUGGUCACGACAUGAACGCCAAGAGUAAAGACCCGAUGAAUAGUAAAAUAAAUAGUUCACAACAAACCGAUGGCCACAAAGUAGGCGCCAAUUCUGUGGCCAUCAAUGAGUGCCACUCUAUGUCUGGUGUUGUCGUCGACCAAAGCCAAGGCCACGACUCGAGACACAAACAGUUGUCCAACACUUCGGCCAAACCGUUGAAGAACUCGAUGUGUUCGAAGUGUCGCCGGAAGUCUGUGUCCAACGUUCGGAUUCAGUGCAAAAUGGAUCAGUACUUAUCGUCACGGCUGCAGACAUUUCCGCCAUCCAUAUCAUUGUCUCUAAUGACACCCCGACUCCCACUGCCGGCGCCCGACCUCUUGAACCUAAAGUAUGGGAAGUACUAUCGGGUGGAGCACUACCCGAACGGAAUGGCCAAAGUGUUGCACUUGUAUUGGGACGAAAUCAUGCACUUAACGCCACUCCAGAUGAACGAACUCUCCCUCGAGUUCCUCAAAGAGAGCUUUCGCGAAGAGGCGCCAAAUGUGGCCAAAUAUGUCAUCUCUAUUGUGCACAACGCGGCCUCAUAUAUGCCCGACCUCUUGGAGUUCUUCGCCGCCAGCGAACCCCACCUCACAGUCAAAGCCGGCGUUUUAGGCCAUUCCGGGUCCGAUAUCGAGACCACAACAAUGCAGGCCUACAGAGAAAAUGUGCACAAGAACUAUAGUAACGGUACCUUCAGGUACGGACCUCUGCAUCAAAUAUCAUUGGUUGGAACGGUUCACGAAGAAGUUGGCGGAUAUUUCCCUAAAAUGAUAUCACUGUUAGAAGAGUCCCCAUUCCUCAAGUAUGUCAUGCCUUGGGGGCAGAUGUCGGCCGUCCGUAUGGCUGAACCUCAGGAAUCCAACGACGGACCCAUCCUAUGGAUCAGACCCGGAGAACAACUCAUACCUACCGCCGAAUUGGGCUCAAAGACACCCAAAAGUGGUAAUAAAAGACAACAAAGCGAACUCAGAGGUCUGCAACUCAGGAGAAUCAGUGAACCCCGAGAGAUGAUGUUUGAAGACAGAACCCGGUGUCACGCUGACCACGUCGGACAGGGCUUCGACCGGCAGACGACGGCCGCUGUGGGAGUACUAAAGGCCGUGAAUUGUGACGAUAAUUGGCGAUACAAUCGUGUGACCAAAGAUGUGGUGGCCUUUCACGCGGCCGACUUCGAGCAGUUGACACAGAAGUUGCAGUUAGACCUUCACGAGCCGCCAGUGUCUCAGUGUAUCACUUGGGUUGAAGACGCAAAGCUCAACCAAUUGAGACGAGAGGGCGUCCGCUUUGCUCGCAUUCAACUCCACGAUAACGACAUUUACUUUUUGCCACGAAAUAUCAUACAUCAGUUCCGCACCGUUUCCGCGGUUUCGUCGAUCGCAUGGCACGUAAGGCUUAAGCAAUACUACAGGAAUGGAGAGUCAAAGAAGGACUCAAAACGGAGUUAUAAGAUGUAUGACUCGGCAGAGAAGGAGAGACUUAAGGACAACAAUAAAGAGACCAAAGAUAAGGAGAAGAUUGAAAAAGUGAAACGAAAGAUAUUCGGGUCCUCACAGACCGACGAGUCUCUGUCGCCAUCCAAGAAGAAAGUGAAACUUGUGGUCGAUUUAGCGCUGAAUGAAGCGAACAAAGAGGUGGACAACAACAGUGACCAACAGAAUGAAGAGCCCAUCGAGUGUUCAGUGAAAGUGGAAAACCCGGUGCACAUGAAGAUGCCCUCAGAGGAGAGCACUGACAAUGUGGUCAAUGAAUCGCACACUCAAAACGCAAAUAUGAUUGACUUAAAUGUGACUUAAAACUCGUUAUUUGCAACUCUUUGCCUAUUCAUCACAUUCUCCAUACAUUCACUUUGUUUUACAUUUCAUUUUAUUAUUUUCUAUUAUUAUUUAUUUAUUUAUUCGUUUAUUCAGUGUUUUUGAAGUUUAUUUUAAUUAAACUUCAAUAAAAUAAUUCUAAAAAUGGCAUUGAAUUGAAAUAAAUCUAUUAAUUAU